Molecule: messenger RNA, 954 nt
Organism: Fusarium musae
Lineage: Eukaryota; Fungi; Ascomycota; Sordariomycetes; Hypocreales; Nectriaceae
Exons: 8
Coding region: 1-954 (317 amino acids)
Biological process (GO): mRNA export from nucleus
Cellular component (GO): nucleus
Molecular function (GO): mRNA binding
Source: RefSeq, a predicted model, not a curated record
AUGGCUGACAAGAUGGAUCGCGGUCUUGAUGAGAUCAUCGCUGAUACUCGCGCCAAUCGACCUCGCAACUCCCGUGGCCAAGGUCGCCGGCGUGAACCCCGUAAUGACUACCCUCGCGAUGGUGUUAGAAAGUCCGCUCGCGACGAUUCACGAAACCUUGAUAGCGAAUGGGUCCAUGACCGAUUCGAAGAGAACAACAAUCGUCGAGCUCCUGCUCCUCGUCGCCGCCGCGAAUCCCCCGACCAGGAGUCCAAGGGCGCCAAGCUCAGAGUUGACAACAUUCACUAUGACCUCACUGAGGAAGACCUGGAUGAGCUAUUUCGAAGAAUUGGCCCAGUUGUUCGCCUUCAGCUACGGUAUGAUCGUGCUGGGCGAUCCGAAGGGACUGCUUAUGUGACGUACGAACUGAAGGAGGACGCUCAGGAAGCGGUCAAACAGUUUGACGGUGCCAAUGCCAAUGGCCAACCAAUUCGAUUGACUCUGCUACCCUCGCGAAACCCAUUUGAUACCGCCGUUAUGCCCGGCCGUCCACUGGCAGAGCGAAUCUCGAGUCCGGGGGAACGAAGAUCCCAUUCCCCCCAUCGCCGGUAUGAUGAUGAUGAUGCUGCCCGCAGAGGAAUCGACAGAUAUGUCCCCGGUCAGGGUCCUCGCCGCAGCCCAAUGCCUCGACAGGGUGGUCGGGGCCGCGGUCAAGGUGGCCGUCGCCCUGGAGCUCGACGCGAUGGCAGAGAUGGAGGCAGAGAUCAGGAGGGCGGACGAGGCGGACGAGGCAACCCUCGCGGAAAGAAGACACAGGAGGAGCUGGAUGCAGAGAUGGCGGACUACUUUGGCGGCGGUGACAACGCGCAGGCCGCAGAACCUGCUGACCAGCAAAUUGCACCCACUGCUCAAACACAGGCACCUACGCAGACUCAGGCUCAGGCUGCGACCGACGAUAUCGACAUGAUCGAGUAG